CGCGCUCCUCCCCACGCCGGCUCGAUCCAGCUCGAUCCAGCCGCCCCAGAAAAGUCGUCUGCUUCUGGCCCGCACCUUCCUUUUGGCCCUCCACACCGCCCAACGGAUCCGCUUUCCCGUCGGCUCGACCCUCCUCCGUGCCAACCCGACAUGGGCUGCGUUGCGUCCAAGCCAGCGGCGCCAGAGGCGUCGCAAAAGCCCUCGUACAUCGACCACAACCCCAUGUCCAGCAUGCCGCAGUCGCCUGGCAUGCAGCAUCAACAGCCCCGAAACCAGAUGGAUCGGGACUAUCAGUUUCAUCUGGAGCAGCAGCGAAGGCGGCAGCACCAGCAGAGCCCGACAUACGGCCAAUCGCCGAAUCCGUCCAACAGCCAACUGCAGAAUCUAGACUACAGCCAGCCGCAGAACCCAGGAUACCAUCAGCUGCAGAAUCCGGGACACAACUACCCGCAAAGCCAGCCCUAUGGCCGAACCCAGAAUCUGGCACAUGAACAUUCGGCACAGCUGGGGCAGCUGCCGCCGUCCAACUCCUCACUCCAGAGCUAUGCCGGCCACAUUCCUCCUGGCGCUCACCCGCACCAGAAAGCCAUGCCGUAUGUCAGCGGCGGACAUACAAGCGAUCCGGCAUUCGCAAACCCAUCGGGCCCGCAGGCCAAUCGACAGUAUCCUCCCCAGCCGAUGCAUUCGCUGUCGUCGCCGUCGAUCCUCAACUCGCAGCCAAACCCGACGCCAGCUGCGAGCGUGCUGUCCCAGCAGCCGCCUCAGUUCGAACCCCACCCUGCCCAUAUCUCUACGGCCCCGGUGCAUGGAGACGCCCAUGCCCACGUAAUUUCGCCCAUAGCCGGGAGCGGCCCCACUUCCAGCCCCAGUCCAUCAUGGCUGCAGCACCACCAUGUCCAGGCCCAGCGCGCCAACUCUGCCUCCCCUGUCCAGCAAGCCGCCUUCACUCGCCACAGCAACCAGUCACAUCUCUCCGACUCCAAGACCUUCUUGAACUCCGUUACCCCCGGCCACAGUCCCUCCCCGCGAUUGCAGGCCGACCUCUCCCGGAAGAUCUCGGCCACGUCAAGCAAUGCUUACAGCACAGGGACGCCUCAGUUUAGCUCGGCCACGCCGUCCCCGAAGCUCCCGAACGCCGAGGGAGGAACCUAUCAUCCGGCUCCGGUCAACGGAUACGCGGCACCCGCUCCUUCCUCAACUGAUGCAUCGCAUCUGCGCUCAGCCCAAGAUGUCGCGGCAUCGCCUCGGACCAGGCCAGACCGCCGGGUUGGUCGGCACACCCGCGCCAAAGAGGAGGGUGCCUCAACUGGAACACCUCGCCAGACACACGCCCGUGUCAGCCAUAUGGCCGCUCCUGCUGGCCGAGGUGCUCCCUCGCCGGCGAUGCGCAACCGGCAGUCCCCCAGCAGCUCCACUCCCGUCGAAGUCGUCUCUGUUCGAGCCCAGCAGCCUCACAAGCCAGUGUUCGUUGAGCCUCAGCUCUCGUACGAGUCCGUUUGGGAGCCUCCCGCCGAUGCUACAUAUGCGAGCCUGGCGCGCUCGGAAUUCGAUCCAUUCGAGUUCUACGGCACCAUGUCGAGCAACAAGCGUCAGUCAAUCCAGUCGUUCCGCAUUUCGCAGUACGGCACCAUCGAGCGGCCCGCUCCCGAGGUCGUGCCUCCUGAAACCAGCGACGCGGCCGACGGCGCUCCAAACCCUGGUCCGCCUCCGAAGCGGUACUCGGGCCACCGCCUGAGUUUGCUGUCAAAGUCGCAAAAGCCCAACGCGCCACGUACGAUGAGUGCGCUGAACCCCAUGCGGUCCACAGUCAUCAUUGCACACGAGGUUAUAGUCGAGGAGGAGGAGAUCUACGACCCAUCUCUCCCCAGACCGCUCAAAGGUGCCCCGCCGUCGCGACCACAGACCACCGCCAUCACCUACAGCCAUGACAAUAGCGACGACGACGACGACGACUUUGAGGAGGUGGUGGUGAUCGAGGACGACGACGAAGAGAGUGAGGUUGUUGUGGCCUAUGCCGAGCGGCUCGAGCGUCACCUCCAAGCGAGUCAGACACAGCAGACCAAGACCCCGCUCUGGACCGGUCAGUCGCGCUCACAUUCCCUCGAAGGCCAGCAGAGUCCUCGUUCAGCACGCAGCAAGUCCGACCGCGGCUCAGCCAAGGAUUCGAUUGCAAGCCCGCUCCCGUCUCCUGCGACAGCGUUGCGGGAAUUGCAGCGAGAAGCUCGCCCGCCUGCUCCCCGGCCAGCGAUUUCCGAGCCACCGGUUCUGGCCGUGCAGCCCCUGCCUGAAGCCGAGGCGACACCUGCCCUCAAAUCCCCAGUCGACGAAUUUGCAGCACGCCGUCGCGAGGAGCUGUCACCAUCGCCCGACGAUGCUGUCAAGCAUUAUGGCUCAUCCGACACGUUACUUGGUCCCAGUGAUAGCGAACACGAGUCACACCGCCACGACAGCCAGUACCCAGAGCACGACGAUACCGACGACCAGCACGACGAACCACGGUCCAUUCAACGGCAAUACGGCGACGACGGCCAAGACGAUUACCGUUACGACGACCAUGAUGACCGCUACAACAGCGAUAGCCGGGGCAAUCACUAUGACGACGAGCAGGGCGAUUAUUACGGCGACGUUCAGGGCGGAUACUAUGGCGAAGACGACCAAGCAUACUACGAUGAUGAGUACGACGACGCCUACGAUUAUCCCGAUGCCGACGGCGUAGCCCCAGGCGGUGGUGCAGUCCGGCGGCCGGCAGAUGAUGCUGGUGCGCGGGUCCCCGAACGGUAUGCUGAGGACAUGGACUUUGAGCACGACGACAGACACACCCAUGAACUCGACGACGGCUUUGAUCCCGCUGGUGCCGCUGUGCCAAACAUGGCAGAGCUGCCCCUGUCUCACCCGGACCACUACUUUGAGGACGAGCCCGAGAACCCAUUCUGCGGUUUUUGCGAAGAGGCGAUUGAGGAGCGCCCCAUGUACCUCCUGGGCCGCUGGUGGCACCCACACCACGCCAAGUGCAAGGAAUGCAGCCGCACCAUCGGCGUCGACAACUUUGCCGAGAUCGACAACUUUCUGUACUGCGAGGAUCACUACUAUGAAAUCCACGGCGUCUACCAGGUGCGCAAGGGCGGGCCCAAGAAGAAACGAGCCAGCUUCAUCGAACGCGACCUGGCCGAGAUCACAAAGUACAACACCGUCAAGAAGGUUCGCAACCUGUUCAACUACCAGCGGUCGAUGCGACUCAACAUCAUCACGGUCGAAGAGGGUGGCGUCAGUGCAGGCGGCGUGAGCCAGCCCGCCCAACAGCGCCGCUUCGUGACCAGUUUCCUGGGCCCGCCGUCGGGGCUGGAGCACCUGGACCUCUAGUCGAAAGCGCCUGUGUCGCUGCCGGCGGCGCGUGGGAAAUUCUAUGCUGGAAUCGCGGGUUCUUCUGUUGCAGGUCUUUGCCAAUACAGCUUGUUCUGAUUUCA
This is a messenger RNA of Polychytrium aggregatum, 3464 nucleotides long. RefSeq lists its product as uncharacterized. Lineage: Eukaryota; Fungi; Chytridiomycota; Chytridiomycetes; Polychytriales. The record is from RefSeq and is a predicted model, not a curated record. The annotation marks the transcript as partial. The transcript is spliced from 6 exons.